AUGGGUGCUGGUCCAUUUCACAUGGAGCCGGAGCUGCAGCAUGGUAGCAUGGUAGGAGUUGCUCUCCUUCUACUCUUAAUCCCUAUGUCCACCAGUGGCUUUGCAAACUUGGCUGAAGAGACUUUGAUCAAGCAGCAUGACUAUGACAAGGUUCUUGGACAACUUGUCUCCCUUCUCUCCAGCCCACAGCUCUACUGCUUGAGUAAGAAUUCCAUAGGUGGGUCAUUUUCGGCUUCCUCCCACCGAUGCCACCACAAGCAGAAGCACUGUCUCCCCAUCCCGCAGUGUGGAGCUCUGUCCAUCAGCCCUCUGCUUUUUCAUCCCCACACCAAGGGAUCCCAGAUCAUCAUGGACACAACACAGAAGGCAGUGAAGCGCCAGGCUAGCUUCUGCAAUGCUAUUACCUUCAGCAACAGGCCCAUUGUUAUUUAUGAACAAGUCAGGCUUAAGUUUUUGGAGCCAUCAGUGGAGACCACUGUAGAAACUGGGAAGAAAAAGGAAAUCCAUGCUCCAGAAGAGCUUAUCUGGAUGCUGGGCAAUGAACAACAGGUCAUGAGAGACCUCAUCAUCCUAGCACCAUGGAGGAAGAGCUCUGCUGCUGCAGGUGCUGAGAUAAAAGCUCUUAUGGCCAUUUUUGGCACAUUUUGUGAGAGGAUGAUUCUUAGGCCAAAAGGAAUUACCCUAGAAAUAGAAAUCACUAAAAAGCAGUGUUGCUGGAGUGGGGCUCUUCGACUUGGGUUUACUUCCAAAGAUCCAUCGAGGAUUAACCCUGACACUCUGCCCAAGUACGCCUGCCCCGACUUGGUUUCCCAAAGCGGUUUUUGGGCCAAGGCUCUGCCUGAAGAGUUUGCGAAUGAGGGAAACAUCAUAGCCUUCUGGGUGGACAAGAAGGGACGUGUUUUCUAUCGGGUGAAUGACUCUGCUGCCAUGCUCUUCUUCAGCGGGGUGAGGACGGCAGAGCCCCUCUGGGCGUUGAUCGAUGUCUACGGACUCACCCGUGGAGUGCAGCUCUUAG
This is a messenger RNA of Mesitornis unicolor (brown roatelo), 1015 nucleotides long. Its product is annotated as E3 ubiquitin-protein ligase NEURL1-like. Gene Ontology annotation, biological process: negative regulation of Notch signaling pathway; nervous system development. The transcript is spliced from 5 exons. Gene Ontology annotation, cellular component: plasma membrane; postsynaptic density. The record is from RefSeq and is a predicted model, not a curated record. Lineage: Eukaryota; Metazoa; Chordata; Aves; Mesitornithiformes; Mesitornithidae. Gene Ontology annotation, molecular function: ubiquitin protein ligase activity. The annotation marks the transcript as partial.